AUUACUACAUUUUCUUUCCCGUAGAUAUUUGUGUAAAGUCGAACAUUCUUCCGCUAACCUUUAAGAUUGUCCAGCGCGAAUAGUCACAUUCUCAUUUUUUUUCUGAGAGAUAAGUUGUCAGACACUUAAGUUUUUUUUCAACCAGUUUUGAAUAAGGAAAUAAUCUUGCUAACGUUAUGUAGCAAGCUAAUCUCAUUUAUCUGUCGGAAACUCAACUUUCAUUCGCCAGCGUUACACAGCCGCACGGACAGGUAUGACUGAGUAUAAACUUGUGGUGGUCGGGGCUGGAGGUGUGGGGAAGAGCGCUCUCACCAUCCAGCUGAUCCAGAACCACUUUGUGGACGAAUAUGAUCCCACUAUCGAGGACUCCUACAGAAAGCAGGUGGUGAUUGACGGGGAGACAUGUCUGCUGGACAUCCUGGACACUGCAGGUCAGGAGGAGUACAGCGCCAUGAGGGACCAGUACAUGAGGACUGGAGAGGGUUUCCUCUGUGUGUUUGCCAUCAACAACACAAAGUCCUUUGAGGAUGUUCAUCUUUACAGAGAGCAGAUCAACCGGGUGAAGGACAGUGACAGUGUUCCCAUGGUGCUGGUGGGGAACAAGAGCGAUCUAAGCUCCCGCACGGUGGAGACAAAGACGGCCCAGGAUCUGGCGCGGAAUUACGGCGUGCCGUUCGUUGAGACUUCAGCUAAAACCAGACAGGGUGUAGAAGAAGCCUUCUAUUCACUAGUGCGGGAGAUAAGAAGAUACAAGGAGACCAACCGCAGCAACAAGAAGAGCAAGAAAAGCAAUCCGAGACGCUGCAUUAUACUAUAGCAUACCGAAACGUCUACUGCCAGCAUCCCUGAGAGCACUUGUAUCUAACUGCCCCCUCCUGACUCGCACACUGCCCCUCAACACGGAGGCGUCAGUGAAAAUGGAAUCGAUUUUCAUUGUUGCAACUGUUGCCCAGUCGCCAUGUUUGUCAUUUUCAUCUGCUUAAGGAUUUCACUGUAAACUGUGCAGAACUGCACUUUGCACAAUAAUAUGGGGGGAGGAGCUCAGUCUGCGAUCGCAUUAAUUACUUUGACUUUUUUUUUUAUCAUACUUAAGUGUUUGUAUUGCAAGAGAACAAAUAAAUUCAGUAUAUUUUGUAAUGGGAGGACAUUUGCUCAGGUUAGGUUGUUCCAUUCGUUUCAGAAAUGUAGCUAUCACAUCUUUAUAACAGAUCUUUGUACCCUCUGAAACAUAACAGCAGUACAUCCUUCUAGUGAGUUUGUUUCCCGGGUUCACUUUAUACACUUCAGUUUAUUAGAAUGAAUUUGUGCCACUUUCAAAGUUUACUCAGGA
Cyprinodon tularosa is the source of this 1330-nucleotide messenger RNA. Its product is annotated as zgc:55558. NCBI's taxonomy places the organism in Eukaryota, Metazoa, Chordata, Actinopteri, Cyprinodontiformes, Cyprinodontidae. Gene Ontology annotation, molecular function: GDP binding; GTP binding; GTPase activity. The transcript is spliced from 5 exons. Gene Ontology annotation, cellular component: plasma membrane. Bases 254 to 817 code for a protein of 187 amino acids. Gene Ontology annotation, biological process: Ras protein signal transduction. The record is from RefSeq and is a predicted model, not a curated record.